Spinacia oleracea (spinach) is the source of this 1289-nucleotide messenger RNA. RefSeq lists its product as uncharacterized. The transcript has 2 exons. The record is from RefSeq and is a predicted model, not a curated record. NCBI's taxonomy places the organism in Eukaryota, Viridiplantae, Streptophyta, Magnoliopsida, Caryophyllales, Amaranthaceae. The coding region runs from base 258 to 1064 and encodes 268 amino acids.
AAUCCAAGUACAGAGAUUUUUGUGAAUUUUUUUUUAAAAAAAACAUGAAAUAAAUACGCAAAGAAUUUUGUAGACACAGAAUCUGGGUUACCCACCUCCCGAAUCAAACCUCUUUUUUCUCACUCUCUCUUUCCUACUUUACAAAAUUUUAGUUUUUUUGUUUGAUUUUAUCUUCUUUUUUCCCCCAAUUACAUCUACUUAUUCCAAAAUCUUAGGGUUUUGAUUUGUGCUGUUCUUCCCUUUUUUUCUUCUGAGAAAUGGAUGAUUGGGAUUGGGAGCUGCUACUUCAUGAUCCUCCAGAAAUCGUGGUACAAGAAACUGAAACUAAACAUGAACAACCCAGAAUUUCUGCUUCUUCUGAAGACGGUGGAGUAAUUCGUUCUGAUUAUUUUUCCCUUGAGUCUCAUCACAAGUAUGUUGAAGAAGAAGAUGGAAAUGAAGUUGAAGAUGAAGAUGAAGAGUCGUCGGAUAACCCUAGUUGGAUUGAUCCAAGUAGCAGCAGCGUAGUUGGAAGAGGAGAGAGGAUCAGUAUCAACAGUAGCAGUAAUUCUGAUUCCAGUGAUCUUCUCCUUUUGAUUGAACCUCACUCUGACUGUGCUGUUGCUGAUUCCGGUGGAAUUGGAGGUAAUAGGGUUGACGAAGUUGAUCAGAAUACGCAUUCGAGCUCGAAUUUGAAUUUGGGUGGUGAAAUUAAUGGAACCCUGGUAACUGAGGAAGAAGAAGAAAACGAGUCGAAUGAGAAGAAGAAGGUGGUGUGGUGGAAGGUGCCAUUAGAAGUGUUGAGGUACUGUGUGUUGAGGGUUAGUCCAGUUUGGUCUUUGUCAAUGGCGGCUGCAGCUAUUAUGGGUUUGGUGAUCUUGAGACGCAGGUAUCUGUAUAAGAUGAAGCGUAAGACUCAGGGAUUGCAGCUUAAGGUCAUUGUUGAUGACAAGAAGGUUUCUCAGUUCAUGAGUCGUGUUGCACGACUUAAUGAAGCAUUUUCAGUGGUGAAGCGGGUACCUGUUAUACGACCUUCAUUACCAGCAGCUGGAUUGACUCAAUGGCCAGUGGUGAGCAUGAGAUAAACCCCCCACAUAAUCCUGAUGAAAGGGCAGCUUUUGUUUUGCCUUGGAGGUCUCUGAAAGUCUGUAUAAUUACGUGUUUUGCCAUGAUCUGUACUUAUUAUUUUAGCCUCUGUUUCCUUUUUGUUUUCUUGUGUCAAACUUCUCUAGCAGUGGGUUGUAGAUUUCAGGUUCUACUUUGCUAAGGGUGUUGAACUGGCAUAUAUAUAUAUAUGUAUAAUUAUAUUA